This is a messenger RNA of Helicoverpa zea (corn earworm), 1118 nucleotides long. RefSeq names its product 5,10-methylenetetrahydrofolate reductase-like. The record is from RefSeq and is a predicted model, not a curated record. Gene Ontology annotation, biological process: tetrahydrofolate interconversion. Bases 289 to 1107 code for a protein of 272 amino acids. Gene Ontology annotation, cellular component: cytosol. Lineage: Eukaryota; Metazoa; Arthropoda; Insecta; Lepidoptera; Noctuidae. Gene Ontology annotation, molecular function: methylenetetrahydrofolate reductase [NAD(P)H] activity; FAD binding. The transcript is spliced from 2 exons.
CAUUCGACGUAGACGCACCCAGCGCAGACACUUUCCAUUCGUUUCCGUUCUUUGUGGUGUUCGUGUGGUGCUUGAGUUAUUUUGUUUUUAAGUUAUUUUUAAACAAUUCGUGACCCACCAGAUACACCAAAGAGGUUAAUAAUCAAAACAGGACCUUGCUGAUAACUGGCCAGUCGUCGACUGGGAAGAAAAAUAUACUCAAGUGUCAUUUUAGUCCACAGUUGUUGUCAUUAGUUCAAUAUUUUAUUAUUUACGUAGGUACAAACUAUUUCUUUCGGUGAUUCUAGAAUGGAAGCAAUCAAGGUUACAGAACUGAUCAAGAAUAAAGGGAACUUCAGCUACUCGUUUGAGGUUACCCCUGAUGUAUCCGAAGAAGAUAUUGACAACUUAAAGGUGGAUCCCCUAUUUUAUUCGGUGACUUGGCAUGCAAAAUCUCACCAAUGCAAAGACUUGGACAUAGAUCCUAUCAAAACCGCCAGCCUUUUGAGAAGUAAACAAAAACAAGUUCUAAUGCACUUGUCCUGUGAUAAGAUGAAAUCUGAUUAUUUGACACAAGUUCUAACAUUGUUUCAAGAAAAAAAUAUCUGCAAUUUAUUCGUUGUUUUAGGAGAGGGAUACGAACCUGACAAUUCAGACUUCAAAAGCACUUCUGAAAUGAUAAAAUUUAUAAGGCAGAAAACUGGUCAAUAUUUUUGUAUUGGUAUUGCUGGCUUUCCCGGUUGUCCUGAAGAAAAACUAUUAGAAAUUAAAGAUAAGAUCGCGAUCGGAGCAGAUUUCAUUUUGACACAAGCAUUCUUCGAUGUAGAAGCAUUCAAAUCAUUUAAGGAUCGUUUCACAAGGAUGGGCAUCGAUGCCCCUAUUAUUCCUGGAGUUUUUCCAUUCGAAACGCUUAAACAGCUAGAAGGUUUUAUAAGAAUGUGCAGAAUAAAAGUAUCUGAUGAUUUGCUGGAAGCUGUCAAUGAUAACGAGAAGAUGGAUAAGCCUUGUACCGAAUUAAUCAAGCAAUUAAUAGAAAAUUUGCGCUCUAAAUGCACCACUUCACAUUUCCAUUUCUUUACAAUAAAUAAAUUGGAUAACAUACAAAAAUUAAUUGAAGAAAUAAAUUGAUUUCGCUGAAA